Messenger RNA from Endocarpon pusillum Z07020, 2319 nucleotides. RefSeq lists its product as uncharacterized. NCBI's taxonomy places the organism in Eukaryota, Fungi, Ascomycota, Eurotiomycetes, Verrucariales, Verrucariaceae. Gene Ontology annotation, cellular component: mitochondrion; cytoplasm. Gene Ontology annotation, biological process: malate metabolic process; tricarboxylic acid cycle. The record is from RefSeq and is a predicted model, not a curated record. The transcript is spliced from 7 exons. Gene Ontology annotation, molecular function: L-malate dehydrogenase (NAD+) activity. Bases 1 to 2319 code for a protein of 772 amino acids.
AUGCAUCGCGAUAUGAUCAAGAAGCUUCAAUGCUCACCGCGGUCAAUUUUCCUUCUUGUGUUGAUAGCCAGCCUAUCCGGCGAUGCCUGCGCCUUCCCGGAAGCUGCUAACACCACUGUCCACGAUGCAAACUUCAUGCUCUGCAUUUAUCCUAUCUCUGGUGCAUACGGCCUGCUCCCACGACUCCUAUACUAUGCAACGUUAGUCCUAGCCAUUUUCGGCAGGAACCAGGAAUGGCUCGUUAUAGGAGCCCUUGCAUCCGCACUGACUUAUGCUGGUACUGCCGCCAUACAUGCCAUGACUCUUUGCACAUCUCGACAGAUAGUCUUUGACCUCGACAUUUCAGGUGCAUGGGCCGUGCUGAGCACAGGGGCGCUCGCAUACAUUACCUUUAUCAACUGGUCAACAACAUUGCGGCACUCAAGAGCGAAAAUAGUUAUGGUGUGCUGGGGUGCCUUAGUAGGAAUUGGCCUUAUCUUCGGUAGAGUAGAACUUUACGACACAAAGCUGUCCCCCGGAGAGCCUGAGUGCCGUUCUUCUACAGGAGAACUGCUGUCGAAGCCAUUUCAACUUAUCGACCCAAGUUUUAAUUGCACGUACCAAUGCUUCUCGGCGCGAAAACCUCUCAGAGAACAAUCAGAGACUAUUGCGAUACCGAGAUCGGUUCUGUCUGGGAAAUACUCCCGUCUUAGCCUCAUCAUGGUCGGACCUGUCAUGUUUGCAGCUUAUGCGGCCAUUUCGUGGGAUACACGAGAGCAUUCGCCUUCGCAAAUCAACACGCGAAUAGUUAUGAGUUACCUAGAUCCGAAGCACCAUGCCGAGAUGACCAAAUCAAUUUACAAGGCCGCGUCAGAAAACUGGUAUGGUGGCUACUUUGCAUUAUUCAGUUAUGUGCACAGAGCACGAUGGAGUGUCCGAAAGUGUAUAUUGAGCUUCCUUGCCAUACCUUGGUUUGCCCUGGCUCUCGCGCUUGACCUACUGUGCAUUCCAUUGUUGAUAACUAACAUCAUCCUCAACGAAAUCAACCUACUUGGAUCGAAUUUACCUACGAAUGAACCUCCGUUUGCAAUCGGGCAGUGGGGCCCAAUGGUCAGCUCUCUACUGAUAGUCAUUGCCGCAAUCAUCAAUCGAAGCCUGGAGAUUCGAGAUACUCGCAAAGGUGCACCCGAUAUUCCAAGGGAAGAUAGUCAUGUAGUCUCCGUUGCGAAGCAGGAUGUGGGAGAGUUAGAAGGACAAACCAGCGGCGUCGUUCUACAGAACAUUGCACGUCAGGAGACUCUGAAGGAUAUGGAGCACAUACUAGCAGCUAGUAUCACAUACGACGCUGUCAAUAUGUUUGCAGCACGUCAAGCGUUCAAUCUCUCACAGAGACGGGCGUUUUCCGCUUCUGCCAGACAGGCAUCAAAAGUCACUGUUCUGGGCGCUUCAGGGGGGAUUGGUCAACCUCUCUCGUUAUUGAUGAAGCUGAACCCCCGUGUCACUGAGCUCGCUCUGUACGACAUUCGAGGAGGACCAGAGCAAAUCAAAGGUUAUGAUCCAACACCGUCUGGUCUGAGAGAAGCUUUGACUGGUGCGGAGAUUGUCCUCAUUCCGGCUGGUGUUCCUCGGAAGCCAGGCAUGACCCGCGACGAUCUGUUCAACACCAACGCUUCUAUUGUUCGUGACUUGGCUAAGGCUGCUGCCGACGCUUGCCCAGAUGCAAAUCUCCUUGUGAUUUCGAACCCGGUCAACUCCACUGUCCCAAUCUGCGCCGAGAUUUACAAGUCUAAAGGUGUCUACAAUCCAAAACGCCUCUUCGGUGUUACCACUCUUGAUGUCGUUCGUGCCUCUCGCUUCGUCUCCGAAAUCAAAGGUACCGAUCCUGCAGACGAGCAAGUCACCGUCGUCGGUGGUCACUCUGGCGUAACCAUUGUCCCGCUUCUGUCACAAUCGAACCACCCCGAUAUUGCUGGGGAGCAGCGUGACGAGCUGGUCAAUCGAAUUCAGUUUGGUGGAGAUGAAGUCGUAAAGGCAAAAGAUGGUGCGGGAUCUGCCACGCUAUCCAUGGCAAUGGCUGGUGCAAGGUUUGCGGAGAGCUUGUUGAAAGCUGCACAGGGCACAAAGGGGGUCAUCGAGCCUACCUUCGUGGACAGCCCCCUCUACAAGGACAAGAAUUGUGACUUCUUUGCUUCACGAGUCGAGCUGGGGCCGAAUGGCGUAGAGAAGAUCCAUGAGGUUGGCAAGGUCAAUUUGUACGAGGAGAAAUUACUGGAUGCGUGCGUCACUGAUCUGGCGAAAAACAUCAGGAAGGGGGUCGACUUUGUCCAGGCCAACCCAUAA